CUCUGAUGAAGUUUGAAGCAACGGAAAAAAGUAAACAGCUGUUAUAACCUCUGGAUGUCAAUCGACAAAAUAAAUAAUCAUUCACUCGUGGAAUAAAUAAUUUCUACGAUGGAGGAGCAGAAUCUACCGAUUGACAUUAACGCUGGAAAGUUGUUGGAUUGGUUGAUAACCCGUCGUCACUGCAAUCGUGGAUGGCAAUCAAAUAUCCUCGUAAUCAGAGAAAAAAUAAAUAAUGCUAUUCAGGACAUGCCCGAGCAUGAAGGCAUCACUAAAAUACUGACUGGGACUCACAUUAAUUAUUUUCACUGCAUCAAGAUUAUUGAAAUACUCAAGGAAACGGAGGCAGACACAAAGAAUUUAUUUGGGCGUUAUGGAUCACAGCGGAUGAAAGAUUGGCAGGAAAUUGUUCGACUGUAUGAAAAAGACAAUUUGUAUCUUGCUGAAGCUGCGCAGAUGUUGAUCAGAAACGUCAAUUAUGAAGUGCCGAGUUUCAAGAAACAGAUACAGAAAGCUGAGCAAACUGUGCAUGAACUGGAUAAAAAAUCUCUGGAGUAUAAAAAAUCAGAAAACACGGCCAGAACGGAGUUCACGAAUUUAUGUAAACAAUUGGGGAUUCCUGGGAAUAAAAUCAAGCGAGAGUUAGUAGGAAAAAUCGUCGAGUUGGGUGAUAUUUACGAGAGAAUAGCCAAAAAAGUUGAAUGUCUGGUCCCAGUGAUUGAAUUCUACACUGCAUUCGUGGAGUUCACGCUUGGCAGGAGUCGUCCCAAUGGGUGUGUACCCAUGAUUCAAUACGUCAUCGAUAAAGGAAAUACUACAACUUACGAGUGGACAUACGGCGAAGCGCCUCUCUCAGUUGUCGAAUCUCCAUUGAAUGUAGAUCUGGAUGAUGAGGAAAAAAUACCUUUUGGCGAUGACAAUAUCGUCGACCUAGGCGAUUCGGCUGAAAAUGCCGGAAUUGAUUUUGGGGAUGAGAUUAAUCUUGAAGAAGGCGGUGAAAUAGACUGGGGUAAUGUAGCCGAUGUGGACGAAGAGGGACACGGAGACGCAGUGGAUUUCAAUAUUUCACUGGAAGAGUCCGGAAUUGUCGUGGAAGCCGCUGGACACGAAGGGGGAAUUGCUACUGGAACCGAAGCCCUGACGAUACUCGACAAUCCAAAAACAAGAAGCGAUUUCAUCAACCAAUUAUUAGAGCUGGAGGCAUUCCUCAAAUUGCGGCUGUACGAGUUGAAAAGUGAUAAUCGUCAAAAUCUACUGACCAUGAGCCAAAUGCAAGAAGCCUCUCCAGUCCUACAACUUUCUACUGUUGAGAGCACUCAAAGUAUGCUGGAUAAUGUCCAGGUUAUUCUGUCAGAGAUACUGGACAGUCGUGUGCAACAUUUACAUUAUAUCAAACACUCUGUCAGGUAUGUGGAUGUGCUGGCUGGGAACCUGCAACAAAAACUGGUCUUAGCGGAUAAAAUGAUUGCGCUGCAAAAGUCCGUCAAAGUUAAACAAGAAGAAGUGAGGCAGCAGGCAAGCGCCCUUCAAGCUGUGCUGAAAGUUGUAGUCCAGAGGACUCGAGAACUGCAGAGUGAAAUCGAAAAGGAUAUCUCGAAGAAAUACAAAAAUCGUAAGGUCCACCUGACGGGGGGUAUCAGCACCCUAUAAUAUUCCUCUCGCAAAAUCCACUGGCAAAACUUUACUCUUCACGGGAGCUGUUGCAAAAUAUAUAUUGCGGUUACAUUUGUAGCCCAAUGUACUUAUUUUCCAUUUUUUUAAUGAGUCUAUACAUACAUUAUGAACUAGGUAAUGGCUAUGAACAAUUGUAAAUAAAUAUUUUGUUAACAUCGAAAUAAAGACGUCGAAAUGUGA
Molecule: messenger RNA, 1851 nt
Organism: Diachasma alloeum
Lineage: Eukaryota; Metazoa; Arthropoda; Insecta; Hymenoptera; Braconidae
Product: CDK5 regulatory subunit-associated protein 3
Exons: 8
Coding region: 109-1647 (512 amino acids)
Biological process (GO): regulation of cyclin-dependent protein serine/threonine kinase activity; regulation of mitotic cell cycle
Cellular component (GO): endomembrane system
Source: RefSeq, a predicted model, not a curated record